Pelobates cultripes (western spadefoot toad) is the source of this 13922-nucleotide messenger RNA. The record is from the annotation of a GenBank genome assembly. NCBI's taxonomy places the organism in Eukaryota, Metazoa, Chordata, Amphibia, Anura, Pelobatidae.
GUUAGGAAGGGAGUAUCUACUUCCCCGUAGAGAUCGGCACCUUUCCUGAACAUUAAACGCAUUUCCUUUAGUCUCACUGUGUAAUCCCUUUUAUUAUAGUACAAAAUGAUAUAAAAUGUAGAUAUAAUCAAAUUAAUUGCAUAAAAAGUAGACCAUGCAGCAUUGCACGUAUUGCUAUAGUACUCGGUGGCUCUCUGUGGGAUUCUGUACCACGGUCGCGGCGUUGGCCCUGUUUACCUGUUGGACGUUCGCUUGAUAAUACAGCAACAAGUAAGUCAGCCUCUUUCACGAGCAUUCUAAAAGACAUUAUUGGGAAAGGAUACGGAAGGAUGUGACACUGGUUAAGACCAUUUACUAAUUUUCUAUAUAAUGGAUUAGAUUUACAUUUAUACAUUACAUUAUGUUGUAGGGGAUGCCGGGGUAGGUGUUAAAGAACACUACACAGAUUUAAACAUACAGCUUCCUAUGCAAUCGAUAGAGUCAAACUCCUUGGGUGAAAAGGUAGAAGUAACUCCUCCUCAGUGUCCACCCGACCAUCAUUACUGAUUGUCAUCAUUUCAUGGAGAUUCAAAAGCUAAUUUUGACCUAAAACAUUAAAUCACUCACGGAUACACAUAUGUAAGAUUAUCGGUGUGCAUAACUGUUAACAUCAUAAGUUGGUUUUCAAAUAAAUGAAAACAAUAAAUAUUGUUUGUGCAGUAUUAGUGCAUAUGGGUGUUUCUGUGUGUGAAACCUAUGUAAACACAUGUGAAUGUCUUGGUGUACUGUCAUUGUCUGAACAAUGACAUAUGUGUUGGAGCUAAUGUGUGUGCACUGUCAGUAAAUGUAUGCCAGUGCUGCUUUAUGUGCACAUUUGUGUGCAUGUCCAUGUACUGCGUGUGUGGUUUUUGCACUGUCUUUAUGUGGGUGCAAUUUUUGUAUGUGUAUCUAUAUUGUUUUUACGCUAUGUGUGUGCAUUGUAAGGGCAAACAGAAUUUGGUCACAAUAUCUUUAAAGGCCCACCAAACCCAACCAGACUAAUAGGGAGUUGAUGUGUUGAUGAGACGUCCUUGGAUAAUAUUCAUAAUGUAAAUACUGUUCCGGUAAUGUAACACUAUUAAGUAUAGAAAUAAAUUGACUAGACACAGUCAAAUAACCUAGAGAUGAUGCACAAAUCUAUUUGAGAUUAUUUGCUAAAGAUAUAUAUCACACUACAUAAACCAUCAGGGAUUUAUUUGAAAACAAAUGCCUCUCAGAUAUAAUAAAUUAUUUUAAUUGGCUGUGUUAAACUGAUAUUAGAGUAAAUAAUAAACAAAAUGGAUCUGUACACUUAAUAAAAGUCACAUAAAAUCAAGGACAUAAAGCGUUGGUCUAGAUGAUGAGUUUCACAUUUGUUCAUGGUUUAGCAGUUGAACAUUUUCUGGACUCAUGAUAACAAACAUUGUUCUUUAACCGCUAAAUUACAAAAUAGUUAUUUUGUUGUUGUUUUUUUAAAUGGUUUUUAAGAUUCACCACUUUAGUAAAUAAUUUCAACUAUUCUUUUUGUUUGCACGUCGUUGCGUACAAUGUCUCUCUAUUCGGCCAUUUUUGUUGUGCAUGUUAUAACAAAAGAACUUGCACAGCCACAACAGCAUGGGCAAGUACAAUAAUGACAGUAGAGAAAGACAUCAUCAUGGCAUAUGUAAAACAGCACAAAUUUUUAAAAGAAACUAAUAGGUUACGAUAGGUAAUUGCGCAAAUACAAGACAUGCCUACCCACUGGGUAUGUUAAUGGUUCAGACAGUGUGCUAUACCCAGGGGCCCAGCUCAGUAACAUGUUAGGCCUACACAUUAUUCAUCGUAUAGAGUAGUGAGAGCUAUACAGUCCUGUAUAGCAGCCUCAGGUCAGAGGUGUUCAUGCACAGAUUAGGUCAAACAUCAGAGUUUAGUAUGUGCUAAAACAGUUGCUUUACUGGGUAUGUGUCUAUGGUUCAAUGUAGAACUGACUGUAUAAUUAAACAAAUAUAAAUAAUAGAUAAACAAUGUUUAAGCCAUGCAUGUAGUUUUAACUGUGUCAGUUAACGCAUGUAGUCAUUGCUAGUCAAGUAAUUAGGCUAGUGCAGUGUAGCUUUUCGUACAUACUGUUGUGUUUGAGCCCUCGAACGUCCCUUCACAGGUAGCCCUUCAUGUGCAACUAGGUACUUAAAAACGUGCCUGCAAAAAGAGCUAAAUUAAUGUACUGGGCAAGCACAAAGUCACAUAAGCUGGAUCCUCAGUAGGAGGCACCUCUGUUUUCCGCUGGCUGUGAAGUGUUGUCCGACGGUCAGAGGAGCGGGUCAGGAAGCUGGUAUGUUCAUGGCGGUGGGUCUUGCUUAUGACUGGCAGUGGUGUAUCAGUCCUGAACUUGGUUUGGAGUGUUCACCCCACCCUUGUGCUUGGGAACAGGUAGGUGUAUGCCUGAGGAGGGGCUGGAUCGGCGUGCUUCAUGGUGGCUCUCCCGCCCCAGGCCCUGCAAGGGGUCCGCUUUAAAUGGCCACAGACUCAGGGGCUCUUGUCUGAGUCCGGGUCAUUCCGGCGUGGGGUGUGCCAGAGGCCCCCGGUGUGCUUGCGCCUCACAUGGCGGGGGGCUUUCUGUCGUGGUGGCCUGAGCGUGGGGUGUUACCCCUUGUUGGCCCUCAGCCCGGGUGGGCCCUGUCUGCUGGUGGUCAUGGCUCAUGGGUUGCGAGUGCCCAGAGGGCGUACCUGUGCAAGCCGCUCUUUACCCCUCUGGUGGCUCCCCCGGUUUUGUGCUCGUGUGGGUUUGAUCCGAGCUUCAGGCUGUGCCCAGAAGCGGAGGAAGAGCUUGUUGAGCCAUUGUUCCAAGCUUACAUGUGGGGCUGUGAUGGUUGGUGGUUCAGGUAAGUUCAGUCCUGUGUGGCCAUCCGCCAUUUUGUGGGAGCACAUGGCGGUCCAGGCCCUCACCACCAUGCCAGCUCGCUGGAGUCAAGGGUAUGUGAGGCAGCCAGUGGGGACCGGGAUAACCCCCGCUGGUCCAGAGGGGGGUUGGGGGGAGAUGUCUGUACCCACAGCAGCCUGUGGCAGUGGGGCAGGGCAGCAGCCGUCUACCCCGUCCUCCGCUCAACGAGGCCGCGUUCCACGGGAGGCUGCUGGAUCGGCCCGAGCUUUAGCUUGUCUGUUGUGGGGUCAGGCAGUGCUUUUCCCCCUUUUUCAGUCCAUUUGUUGCACAAUUAGUGUUUAUUUUAUCUGUUUUAGGCCACGGGAGUCAGGAGCUCAGGGAACCUGCGUCUGAUCAGUUUGGCGGCUUAGCCCCGCCCCCCACACCUGCAUUUUUAAUUGUUACUUUGAAGUGGGAUGGUGAUCCACACACUUUCAAGGAGCUUUGAUAGGUUUAUGAAAAACAAUAAAAAGGAUUAAAGUACUUUUCUUUGAGAAGGUCCCCAGGAAGAAGUUUAGAAUACAGUCCACCCAUUUGGCACACAAAUAGUCACAACUGUAAUUUUAUUACAUGGCAUGAUAUCUGCUGUUUCUCUGGACUUUCCUCACCAUUUUUUUCCUCACUCCACCGACCAUCAAGGUUUGCACCUAUCGCCAGCGCCCAUUUUAUUUGCGAAUUGCACAUGGAGUGUUAGUUCAGAGCUCCGUCUUAAGGAGUUCUUCAUUUCUCCUCCAUUAAGUUUUAACAGUUUAUCAAGGGUGAGCCCCUUCAAUGUAUAUAUUUUUAUGACACUGGGCCUAUGUUUGUUUUUUUGUGUGGGCGAGCCCCAUAUUUGUCUACCCACAGACACCCACAUUGCUGGGUGAGCCACUGCUGCCCAUAUAUACUUGGAUGAGCUCCAAAAUAACCUGCCAUAUAUUCCAGUGCUUGUGUAUACCCCACUACUAGUGGGUGCAACACUUUCAUUUUAAAUUUACUCCGGGUGAGCCCCAGUGCACAAAUAAUUAUAUAAUUUUAAACUGGUUUUGUUAGUUUGCAUACUGAGUACUAGUAAUUGUACUGAUUACCAUGGAUGACUCUCUGAUGCAUACCACAGGAUUCUUAAUGCCACUGUUGGCAUUGGUUCAGAGGGCGUUGUCCAAAGUGUUGCCUCCUGCUUCUUCAAUCAGGUCACCAACUGCCCCUAAUCCCCAACAAGAGAAAGGUCUUCUGACGACUCUGCAAAGUCAGAUCGCUCCAUUCAGAUCUCCGAGUAGCUGGCAAAUAAGCAUUGGAAGAGUGUGCUUAGCAGAUCCGGUAAAUUUAAAGUCAAAGCUCCAGCUAAGUAUGCAAAAGUUAACUCCACCCCUAAGGUUUAAAGGUUCAUGUACGCUCAUCAGAUAAGGAAUAUUCAUGUCGCCUACAAUAGAGAUGGUUGAUUAAUGUCAGACGGACCAAUUUGGAUCAGAUCAGGAGGAGGAUUAUUUCACUAAACAAAAUUCAGGCACCAAAUAUGACCACAAAAAUUUAGUGGGAGAUUCUCAGUUAGUUUAUGUUCCUGUUAACACAUUUUAAAAUAUUUGGCUCCAGAAAUCUCUAAAUUUCUCACCUUGCCUGGUAAGGUGGCAUUGGCGCCUGAUUUCAAUUAGCCUAUCAUCAUGUUCAUGGCACAUUCCAUUGCCAUGAACGUGAUAGGUUUAAAACUGGCACAAGAUAAGUUUCUUAAUACCACUGGCCCUAUGGCACAAAUAUGUUCAUGGCUGACAAGGCCUAUGCCAAAGGUGCAGCCUUUGACCGCAAUGCUAUCAGAGAAUGGGCACCAAGAUGUAUAUGUCUCAUUGGCAAUGUUAAUGUGGCACUCUCCUGCAAAAGGCCAUCUUAUUAUCUACUGAUGCUAAGUUGGCUGAAUUAAGUACAAGGAAACUUGUCCAUAAGGAAAGAGGCAUGCUUUUUGGCGAUGAACUUCUAAAAGAAUUGCAGAAACAUGUGAACAUAUUUUCAUCACUCAACAAGUUUAGACGUUACUGAGAAAGAUCUGUCGACCACAAAAAAGUAGUGUUUUUUUCAGGGCUGGUCAGCAACGGGGUCCUGCCACCAGCCGACUUUGGUUUACAGACCCUUGGUCAUACUAACCACUGCCUGACACUCCAUCUGAUCAAUGCUGAAAUGCAGGAACUUCACAAAGAGGCGAUACAACCUGCUCAUGAUCAUGCAGCUGCAUGUUCUGUUGCCGUGCAUAGCCAAUAAUUCCUAUGCUUCCUUUGGAAGGGCCAUUAAUGGUAGGUCACCUGCCUCCCUUUUGGUGUCGACCCCAUGGUGCUUCACCAAAUUAUUUAAGCCGCUGAUAGCAUCAGACAUACAGAUUUUCUGUUUCAAGUCUUCUCACCUUUGACAUGAGACUCUGUAUGUAAUUAAUCUCUUUGAAAUGUUGCUCCAGGCCAGGAUGUCCAAUUCUUAAGAUUCGAGAUUGAUGAAAAUGUGCACCUUCUGGAGUUACUACUAUCAAAGGUCAGAGCAAUCCGGAAGGAACGUCGACAGAUCCUACAACUGGAAAUUAUUCUUCUGUGUUUGUUGUCUCAUGUCAUAGGUCUUCUUUUCGCCUCUAUACAGGUGAUAUUUCCAUGUUCAUUACACUAAUUAGCGAUGCCACAUCUCAAGGCCAAAUUACUAAGGACCUCUCUAUCUUGCAAUCAAUUGCUUCCUCUUACCCUAGAUGUUUGUGGAGAACUUCUUUUGUGGCUAAGAAACAUUCAGGUCUGGAAUGGCUGAGCAAUUUUCAGACCCGUCCAAGACUUUCUUAUAGAGUUGGACACCAGUCUGCGGGGUUGGGGUGCAACAUGCGCAAAUCAACCUGUGGGAGGAGUGUGGCCCUGGAGGAAUUGUCCAUCCAUAUCAAUUAUCUGGAAUUCAUUGCGGGGCUCAUUGCCAUAAGCAGUCUGGUCAGGCAUUAUAGACUGUUGUGUUCCAUUAUGAAUACGCUGUACGUUCUAUAAACAAUCACAAUUAUCACAAUUACUUGCAAUAACUGGCCUGAGAGUAUCCACUAACACAUAGAAUAAUUUUAUUUUCAGAAUUUUUUCCCCCAAUAUCUUUAUUCAACACAGUCGGCACAGACAUUUUCCAGAUUUUACAUUAAUUUUCUUUGCAUAUUUUGCAUGUUUUGCAUUUUUUUUUUUUAAAGAGGCGGUUAACCUUCAUCCUAGAUUGCUCCUUUAAGGCUAUACAAUACAGAAAUGUUUUUAUGCUUGUCCCAAUUCACAGCCAUUAUAUAAAACCACUGCUUCCUACUUUACAACGAGUCUCUCCCCUGGAGGACAAAAUGCUUACGGCAAAAGGACACUGGUCUGCACAUCAGCUUGCUACAUGGAAAGAGCCUGAAGCUGGCCUGGGGUGAUGUUUAGUACCAUUGAUAGGCUACAAAUAUAAACAUGCAAUAUCUUAUUCAAUGGGAGACACACGGGGCUGACCUAAAAAUAGUAGAAAGUUAAUGAUUUUAAAAGAUUUUAAAAGAUUCUCGCAAUAUAUGUAAUUGUGUCUUGGAGCCCAGGAUUUGAAGAUAAUUCGAAGACUUGUUUGUUCAUCUUGGGGGUUGAAUCUCUGAACAGCCAGCAGUAGAGACUAAUAACGUUGGAAGAUGGAAAAGUCACCUGCAAGAUGGAGUUGUUACCACUGCUAUGCAUAAAAUCUAUAUAAUACAUUACAAAAAUUGGUGGCAAAUCUGGCCCGUUGUAGACAUUUAAACCACUCUAGUAAUAUUUUACAUGUUAAGGCAGGGUUGUCCACAUGGUUUUGUUAUUUGUGACGUUAGUUAUCCCUUAUAUUAUAUCACUAUGUUAUCUAUAAAUUAUAUGUAUGGUCAAUAUGACAAGGUCCUGUAUAGAGGUGAUUCAGGAACUGGACCUUCUCCGUGGUCUAGCAUGGAGGGGGAAACAACUGAGAAGGUGUGAAUAAAGAGGGUUAGGGAAUGAUGGAAGGAUCAGGUGGUAAAGGGGCUAUAAGUUUUGAAAGGUUAAAGCUGAUGAAGUGAAGGUAAUAGAUUAAGGGGAUGAAAGGAACAAGGAAAUUAAGUGGGCAAAAUAUAUAGCGAUCAAGAGAAAGAGAAGACAUAUUAUUUGGUAGCAAAACCUCAAUUUCCAACUUGGCAAUUACAGAUUAAAAAGAAUCUCUUGGUGGUUACAAUGUUUCAAAAUGAUGUUAAAGAGCAGGGUUCUGUUAGUUACCUUAGGUGAUGAAAAAAAUCUUGGCAUCUAAAUUGAACUACAUUUCCAUCUUUAAGAUGGGUUAGAGCCAGUAUGGUCACUGUCAAACGUAGUAAAUCGAAUCUAGUGAUUCCAAAUUAUAUAUUUAAAUUUAUUUAAAGAGCAUUCCAGGCAGCUAAAUGUCAAAUGUUAGGUCCAAAGUGUAGAAAAGGUUAGUUUAGUUAGCUAUUAUUUUCCUAUUAAUUUGCUUUAAUAGUUUUAGUAUUUAAUAAAAUUAGCUCCAUGGCCCGAGCCUUCUUUGCCCCUACCUCCAACCUACAGAAUUCUCAUUUUUUCUUUAAUAAUCCAGGUCACAUCACAGAUAACUGGAUAGUAAAGGAUUAUAUCAUAGUUCCGUUUUCAGCUUGCUACUGAAAUCUGUCCACCCCACUUUUUGUUUUUUUAAUACACUUUUGCAUUUAAGGUCUGAUAAAGGGGCUUGUACUGUUAGGAUUGAAUAUACCAAUAGACAUGCAUCAUUUCUUGACCCAGCUAUGCCAGUGGUAUGGUCUUAUAAACCAUAUUGUGCCUGCAUAGCAAAGAAAAUCUUCUGUCUUUUUGGAGACUGAUUGUUGUCAGUUACGCUGUGUUUGAAAAACUGGUAUGGCUGCACUAGUCCGUUAUUCUUUUCCAUUAGUAUAUUGCACUAUGAUGGACUCCUCGCCUCUUUUUGUGACUGAUUUUUUUUUUUUUAAAUACCAAUUUAAUGGUAUAGCGGGUUUAAAAAAAAAAGUGUUAAUCUUACAACAUCUCAGCCAUAAACCCUAAGCUGUGAAAAAAUUAAAUUAAACCACAAAUCACUUCUGCGUUCCCGAGUUUAAUCUGCGGAUAUGCUCAACAAUGGGAGCUGUUAAAGUUGCCUUUGUUGCUCUUUUAUACUUUAAGAAGCUAUAAUCUCCCAUGCGAUAUCACGCUGUAAAUAAGACACUGGUUUUUCAGUCGCACUCAUUCACAGGUAAGAGAGAGAUCACAUUCGCAGCAGACGUACCAUUGUUGGCUUGUAUAGAAAAUAUUCACAAGAUCUAUUAUUUAGUUUUAUUUUGACAUUACACACUAAAUGUAAAAGCCUUAAAUCAAAUGCACUAUUCUUAAAACUGUUCCCGUGAUCCUUUGAUCUGUCAGCUUCGCCUGCUUGGCUUUAGAGAAGCGAAGGGUGCUGUCAUUAUACAGUUCCUUUCUGUAGACUUGGAUUUGAAAAAAAUUGUAAAAAACUAAUUAUUGUCUUUACGAUUUGUCAUGCACUUGAAAGGUACAUUGUUGCAUCCUUCAUCACAAGUUAACUCAAUGGAGGAAGACUUGGAUAAGGAUCCGAAAGGGAUCCUAGACAUUACACAUUCUUAGCAUGGACUUAAUUAAACCCAUAAACCAGCAUUUGACCAGGGAAUUGCAAGCCCAGCCAUAAAAAAGAGGAGUGCAGAAUUAUUCGGCUAUAUUGGCCUAAAUAUUUUAAUUCCAUCCAAGUAUUUACCAUACGGAGAUGGUAUCUAAAUUACAUGGUUAAAGGCAGUCAGCUUUGGAAAUGACAAACAAGUAACAACUUGAGACAAAUCUUUGCUUCUUCCAGUACUGGAUUUCAUACAAAGGAAAAGUGCUGGCUAAAAGACAGUAGGAGAUAACUGUCCAGAGGUCAGAUAGACUAAUAUGGGGGGAGAAAGGGGAGGCUGUCCGUGGUACUGAUAGGAUGUUAUACAGUGGGAGGAGGCUGUCCGUGGUACUGAUAGGAUGUAAUACAGUGGGAGGUGGCUGUCCGUGGUACUGAUAGGAUGUAAUACAGUGGGAGGUGGCUGUCCGUGGUACUGAUAGGAUGUUAUACAGUGGGAGGUGGCUGUCCGUGGUACUGAUAGGAUGUUAUACAGUGGGAGGAGGCUGUCCAUGGUACUGAUAGGAUGUUAUACAGUGGGAGGUGGCUGUCCGUGGUACUGAUAGGAUGCAAUACAGUGGGAGGUGGCUGUCCGUGGUACUGAUAGGAUGUAAUACAGUGGGAGGAGGCUGUCCGUGGUACUGAUAGGAUGUAAUACAGUGGGAGGUGGCUGUCCGUGGUACUGAUAGGAUGUAAUACAGUGGGAGGUGGCUGUCCGUGGUACUGAUAGGAUGUAAUACAGUGGGAGGUGGCUGUCCGUGGUACUGAUAGGAUGUAAUACAGUGGGAGGUGGCUGUCGUGGUACUGAUAGAAUACAGUGGGAGGUGGCUGUGGUGAUAGGAUGUAAUACAGUGGGAGGGAGGCUGUCCGUGGUACUGAUAGGAUGUAAUACAGUGGGAGGAGGCUGUCCGUGGUACCAGUGGGAGGUGGCUGUCCUGGUACUGAUAGGAUGAAAUACAGUGGGAGGUGGCUGUCCGUGGUACUGAUAGGAUGUAAUACAGUGGGAGGAGGCUGUCCGUGGUACUGAUAGGAUGUAAUACAGUGGGAGGAGGCUGUCCGUGGUACUGAUAGGAUGUAAUACAGUGGGAGGAGGCUGUCCGUGGUACUGAUAGGAUGUAAUACAGUGGGAGGAGGCUGUCCGUGGUACUGAUAGGAUGUAAUACAGUGGGAGGUGGCUGUCCGUGGUACUGAUAGGAUGUAAUACAGUGGGAGGUGGCUGUCCGUGGUACUGAUAGGAUGUAAUACAGUGGGAGGAGGCUGUCCGUGGUACUGAUAGGAUGUAAUACAGUGGGAGGUGGCUGUCCGUGGUACUGAUAGGAUGUAAUACAGUGGGAGGUGGCUGUCCGUGGUACUGAUAGGAUGUAAUACAGUGGGAGGUGGCUGUCCGUGGUACUGAUAGGAUGUAAUACAGUGGGAGGAGGCUGUCCAUGGUACUGAUAGGAUGUAAUACAGUGGGAGGAGGCUGUCCGUGGUACUGAUAGGAUGUAAUACAGUGGGAGGAGGCUGUCCGUGGUACUGAUAGGAUGUAAUACAGUGGGAGGAGGCUGUCCGUGGUACUGAUAGGAUGUAAUACAGUGGGAGGUGGCUGUCCGUGGUACUGAUAGGAUGUAAUACAGUGGGAGGUGGCUGUCCGUGGUACUGAUAGGAUGUAAUACAGUGGGAGGUGGCUGUCCGUGGUACUGAUAGGAUGUAAUACAGUGGGAGGUGGCUGUCCGUGGUACUGAUAGGAUGUAAUACAGUGGGAGGAGGCUGUCCGUGGUACUGAUAGGAUGUAAUACAGUGGGAGGUGGCUGUCCGUGGUACUGAUAGGAUGUAAUACAGUGGGAGGUGGCUGUCCGUGGUACUGAUAGGAUGUAAUACAGUGGGAGGUGGCUGUCCGUGGUACUGAUAGGAUGUAAUACAGUGGGAGGUGGCUGUCCGUGGUACUGAUAGGAUGUAAUACAGUGGGAGGUGGCUGUCCGUGGUACUGAUAGGAUGUAAUAUCUGUGGAGCUGGCCAUGGUACUGAUAGGAUGUAAUAGGAGGGGAGCUGGCCAUGGUAUUGAAAGGAUGUAAUAGGAGGGGAGCUGGCCAUGGUAUUGAAAGGAUGUAAUAGGAGGGGAGCUGGCCAUGGUACUGAUAGGAUAUGAUACAGUGAGGGGAAGUUGGCCAUGGUAUUUAUAGGAUGUAAUACUAGUGGAGCUGGCCAUGGUACUGAUAGGAUAUAAUACGAUGGUGCUGGCCAUGGUAUUUAUAGGAUAUAACAUGAAGGGAGUUGGCCAUGGUAUUUAUAGAAUGCAAUAUGAGGGGAGUUAGCCAUGGUACUGAUAGGAUGUAAUACUAGUGGAGCUGGCCAUGGUACUGAUAGGAUAUAACAUGAGGGGUGCUGGCCAUGGUUCUGAUAGGAUGUAAUAUGAGGGGAGUUGGCCAUGGUAUUUAUAGGAUGUAAAAUGAGGGGAGUUAGCCAUGGUACUGGUAGGAUGUAAUAUGAGGGUGAGGGGGCGGGGGGCGGGGGUGGGAGGGGCAGGCCAUGGUGCUGAUACUAUGUAAUAUGAGGAAGCUGGCCAUGGUGCUGAUAGGCUACAAUACAGUGGGGGAAGCUGGCCAUAGUACUGAAAGGCUGUAAUGGGGGGUGGGGGGCUGGCCAUGGUACUGAUAGGCUGUAAUAUGGGGAAGCUGGCCAUGGUGCUGAUAUGAUGUAAUACAGUGGGGGGGAGCUGGCCAUAGUACUGAAAGGCUUUAAUGAGGGGUGGGGGGCUGGUCAUGGUACUGAUAGGCUGUAAUACAGUUGGGGGCUGGCCAUGGGGGGGAGCUGUAGUGAGGGAGAGCUGGCCAUGGUACUGAUAUCCUGUAAUACAGUAGGGGGAAGCUGAACAUGGUACUGAUAGGCUGUAAUACAGUGAGGGGAGCUGGCCAUGGCACUGAUAGGCUGUAAUACAGUGAGGGGAGCUGACCAUGGCACUGAUAGGCUGUAAUACAGUGGGAGGAAGCUGGCCAUGGUACUGAUAGACUCUAAUGGGGGGGGGGGUGACCAUGGUACUUAUAGGCUGUAAUACAGUGAGGGGAGCUGGCCAUGGCACUGAUAGGCUGUAAUACAGUGGGAGGAAGCUGGCUAUAGUACUGAUAUGCUGUAAUAUAGUGAGGGGAAGUUGGUCAUGGUACUGAGAGGCUGUAACACAGUUGGGGGCUGGCCAUGGGGGUGCUGUAGUGGGGAGGGGUGCUGGCCAUAGUACUGGUAAGCUGUAAUACAGUGAGGAGGAAGCUGGUCAUGGUGCUGGUAAGCUGUAAUACAGUGAGGAGGAAGCUGGUCAUGGUGCUGGUAGGCUGUAAUACAGUGGGGGAAUGGCCAUGGCGGGGGAGGCUGUAGUCAUCAUAUCAGAAAUGAGAAUGCAGAGGCAUAAUCUAUAUUAAAACUGCUUCAUUAAGCCAAAGUUGUUUUGGUGCUUAGAAUGUCCUUUAAAACAUUACAGGGCUUCACCCAGAACUCUUUCUGAGAAGCUUCCUGCUUUGCAAAUGAAGUAGUUAAGGCAGGGAAGUGGCACUCAGCAGACCCAGUAAGAAAUCAAACCAUACUUAAAAUGGUUUGAUAACUGACAAUGUGGAGCACCAGGGCCCUCCAGCAUGCUAUAGUGGUUAGGGGGCUGUAAUAAUAUUUUAAAAUAAGAAUAUAAUGAAAUGAUGGUGGACAAAUGCCAAAAUUGUCACUUGAACACUAUAUUUUAAUAUAAAUAGAACCUAUGUUAAAUAUGGAAAAAACAUUUUUAUAUAGUGCUUUUCUUCAUAAAGGGGGUCAUAUUGCACUAGUGCAUUUUUUCCAAUUCUAAACAAAUCAACAGGUGAUAUUAACUUUUUUUUUUUUACCUCCACAUUGUUUUGUUUAACUGGCCAUUAAACGUUUUAGUUUACUAAUCAUAUAUUUUAUCUUUCAGACUGAAUGGAUCUCAGAAUCUUGCGUUUAGUGUUUCUUCUGUCACUAGCAGAUCUGGGACGACCAGUGAGCAUUGACUCGGACACCUCGUGCCCCGUAGGAUGCAAUUGCAACUUACUUUCUAUUCAUUGCUGCAGAUCUGAUCAAUAUUUACAAAUUCCAGUCAUCGGUGCUGACAAUAUCACCAAAUUACAAUUGACUAGCUGUCCAAGUUUUGAACUUUCAAGUCAAAGCUUGCGGAAUUUCCCCUUUCUGGAAGAACUGAUCGUUAAAAGUACCCCAAUCACCUACAUCAAUGCCAAUGCAUUUGCUAACUUUCCCAGAUUGAAAAGUUUGUUUCUAAAUGGGUUGAAUCUCAGUACUAACACCAUUCACCCAUCUGCAUUCAAUAAUCUUUCAAUUCAGGAACUGAACUUAAGUAACAACAACUUGAUAAUUAUUCAACAUCAAAUGUUUAGCGGUCUUCAAAAUCUUAGGGUGUUGGAUCUUUCAGUGAACAAGAUCGGUAUCAUUCAGGACCAGGCAUUUGAAAGUCUACAACAGCUGUCUGUGCUUAACCUGGAAAAUAAUAAGUUAAAAACGGUCACCCCCAACUGGUUCAAAGCACUUAGCCAUUAUUCCUCUUUAGAAAUCAGUGUCAAGGGCAAUAACCUAACCAAAGAGUGUAAUUACAGGGGAAUGGAACUAGCAGACAACCAGUGGUUUACAAAGUCCAUAAAACCUAAUGAUUCAUUAACAGAGGCAGAUAUAAAACUCCCGGCCUGCUCCAUACCAAUAAUCAAUAAUAACUACCAAAAUAUAUACAUAAAGGAAUUGUCCUCAGUAAUAAUAUACUGCUCCGCAAAUGGAAUACCAAAGCCUACUUCGACUUGGUUACUUCCUAAUGGUUUAGAUGUUAUGUCAGGAUACCCUUCUUUCUCAGCAGACUAUGGAAAGUUAAAUAUAUCAAGAGUGAAAGCUAGUGACUCUGGUGUCUAUGCCUGUGUAGCUACUAACAGCGAAGGGUCAGCGGUUGCCAUCACAAGAUUGUCUGUAAUCACAAACUCUAGUGCAGUUCUACCAAAUAACAUGCCAUCUAACUCUCCGAACAAGAAGGCUUCUUUGGUUUUAUUGGUAAUAUUUAUUGUAAUCCUGUCGUUAAUACUAGGCUUUGUGAUAUGUUACUUUGUAAAAAUGGUUUACAAAUUGGCAAAGAAAAACAGCAACACUAAUUUUGAAUUUAGCCGUUUUGUUGACACACCCAACAUACUGCAAGUUCCUGAAAACCCACAACCAAUGCCACACUUAUAAGACUGUUUUACUAAUAACAACAAAUGUAAUUUUCAUGUAACGAUCAUCGCUAACGUUAAUGAAGAAUUUGUGGUAUUGUUUUAUUUAAAUAUACUGGUAUUUGCACAUCAACAAACCAGCACAAGACAAAGCUACCUCUUAUUCACAGUGUGUGAUUUAGUUUUUAAUUUAAAUGAGCUGGCAGGUAAAGAUAGCCACACCAACCCCCACUAUUUAUAUACUCCAAUAAACUAUGCUAAUUGAGCGAUUUUCCCAG